Zasmidium cellare ATCC 36951 is the source of this 1209-nucleotide messenger RNA. RefSeq lists its product as uncharacterized. The transcript has a single exon. Gene Ontology annotation, biological process: lipid homeostasis. The coding region runs from base 1 to 1209 and encodes 402 amino acids. Lineage: Eukaryota; Fungi; Ascomycota; Dothideomycetes; Mycosphaerellales; Mycosphaerellaceae. Gene Ontology annotation, cellular component: membrane; endoplasmic reticulum. The record is from RefSeq and is a predicted model, not a curated record.
AUGAAAGACCCGUUCCCGAUGCCACCGCAGCCGUGGCUCAUCACCCUCACCCAACCGCUCGCCGACGCCCUCGCCCUGCCGACGCUCCCCCUGCACAUCCACGAGGCCAUCUUCGCCUUCUUGCUGUACACCUCCAUCGGCAUCUUCGUCUCGCCCGCCAUCUCGCGCGCCUUCUUCCCCGAAAAGUACAACAAGUUGAAUCGCCGGACGCGCAUCAACUGGGACGUCCAUGUCGUGUCUCUGGUGCAGUCGGUGAUCAUCAGCGCCUUCUCGCUGUAUGUCAUCUUCGUCGAUGAAGAGAGGAAGGUCCUGCGGCCGAGGAGCGAGUGGGAGGGUCGGAUAUGGGAGUACACGGGCAUGAGCGGGCUGUGCCAGUCCUUCGCCUUGGGAUACUUCCUCUGGGACUUGAUCAUGUGCAGCGUGCACGUGGACAUCUUCGGCUGGGGCAUGCUGGCUCACGCCGUCAGCGCCUUGUCCGUCUUUGCGCUGGGAUACCGGCCCUUCGUCUAUUUCUACGCCCCUAUCUUCCUGCUCUACGAGCUCUCCAGCCCCUUCUUGAACGUCCACUGGUUCUGCGAUAAGCUGGAUCUUACCGGUUCCGCCGUCCAGGCCAUUAACGGAGCCUUCCUGGUUGGGACCUUCUUCGGGUGCAGGCUUGUCUGGGGUAAUAUCAGCAGUUUCUGGACCUUCUACGACAUCUUCAAGGCUGUUAGAUACGGUCACUCGAAUCUCACCAACUUUGAGACUGGAGCCCCUGCUGCAUUCACCGUCCAGGAACUGCUCUCGAUCUACAGCGAUGAACAAGGCCAAAGGCUGGCAUUUGCAGGCAGGCAAAACGUCCCCAUCUGGCUCGGGCUCGUCUACCUCGCAUCGAACUUGACCCUCAACUCCCUCAACAUCUUCUGGUUCGGCAAGAUGAUCGAGACCAUCCGCAAGCGCUUCGACCCACCAUGGGGCACCAAAGGCAUUGGCGAUGACGUUGUGCACUAUGAGCCACAGGAGAAAGUCGCCAAGGCUGCAGCUGCUUUGGCUGGUUCUUCGCCUGCGAAGCCAAAGGGUAGUGUCAAGGCAGCCAGGCAAAGGGCCGAGGCUGCCAUGAAUGGUGGCGCUGGCGACAGCACGCACAUUCAGAGUGCCGUGUUGGCGGAUGGAUCGAAGAGUAUCGAGGUGACGGAGCAGAGGACCCUGAGGACGAGAAGGAAGGCUUAA